Xenopus laevis (African clawed frog) is the source of this 1120-nucleotide messenger RNA. RefSeq names its product glycoprotein hormone alpha 2 L homeolog (gene gpha2.L). Gene Ontology annotation, biological process: cell surface receptor signaling pathway. The record is from RefSeq and is a predicted model, not a curated record. Gene Ontology annotation, molecular function: hormone activity; hormone receptor binding. Lineage: Eukaryota; Metazoa; Chordata; Amphibia; Anura; Pipidae. Gene Ontology annotation, cellular component: extracellular region. Bases 77 to 454 code for a protein of 125 amino acids. The transcript has 3 exons.
GUUGCAUUCACACAAGACUAAGAUAUUAUCUUUAUUUCCUUACAGAUAUUUCCACCCACCUUUGGACACAUUGACCAUGGCUCUGGUUUCAGCUUCAGUCCUCUUGGUCCUUGCUGUGAUGGUGCAGGAGAGCUUUGGGAUUGCCAGGCCUGGAUGCCACCUUCAUCCAUUUAAUGUCACCAUCAGUAGUGACCGUAAAGGGACCUGCCGAGGGACCCAGGUUAUCAAUGCGUGUGUGGGUUAUUGUGAGUCCAGUGCUUUUCCAUCCAAGUACUCUGUGUUGGUGGCAAGUGGAUUCAAACACAAUAUAACAUCAGCAUCACAAUGCUGCACCAUCAGCAAGAUGCAAAAGGUCAAAGUUCAGCUGCACUGUGGUGGGUCCCACCAAGAAGAGAUUGAAAUUGGUACAGCCCUAUCAUGCCAAUGUGACAUGUGCCGUUUGUCUCGAUAUUAACACACACACAAGCAGUCAAAUUACAAUGAUGUAGUAGCAGUCAACUUGACUCCCCCUUGAGAAAAAGACCCUUUCCCUCAUGAAAUAAAGGGAACAAAGUUUGCCCAGGUGCAGUAACCCAUAGCAACCACCAAGAUGUAGGAAGCAUAUACUAGCAAAUGCUUCUAAACAAGUGACCAGAAAAUACCACCUGCUAACUGGUUGCUAUUGACGACUAGGCCUGUAGCAAAGUUUGUGCCAUUUAUUAAAUAACCCUGUUUAUUUAUAAUGAACACACUGUAACGCUAUUUAUAGUCUGAUACUUGGUAGAGUUUGUGAAAAUUUGAUCCUAUGUUAAAUUUAUUUUAUUUAUUCUUAAUAUUGCGUUGUCUUUAAAAUAAAAAUCAACAUAUUUAAAAAACUAUGCAUGUAUGUGUUUUUGGCUCGUUUUUCUUUCUUCAGUUCAAAAUUCAAUUACCCUAUGUUCUCCAGUUGCCUACUGUUCUCUUCCAUUCUUAACACAUAGCGGCUAUGGUAGAAAGAGUUCUAUCGAGUGCCUGGUGAGACUAACCCAAUGUACGGUAAUAAAAAACACAAAGCUUGCCCAGGUGCAGUAACCUGUAGCAUCCAAUACUUUUUAAACAAGUGACCAAUAAAUGCCACCUGCUAACUGCUUGCUAUGGGUGA